AUGUUUGUGUGGAACGGCAGAACCAGGACAGGUAAGACUGUUCUCCAUCCGUCUUCGGCCUGCUGUGGCUGCUUCCUCCUGCUUCCUGCUUCCUGCUUCCUGCUCCGGCUCCAGCCCCGGUCCUCAGAGGGGACAGCCACAGGCGGCGAACACAGAUAACCGAGAGAGGACAGACCUGGACCGUGGAAGGAAAAUGGAGGGAAAGCAACUGCAAGAUAACAAAAAAGCCAAGAGUGAAAGUAUAAAAAUACAAAAGCAACUGACCAGUGAAUUAACUGAGGACAUCGAAGAACUGUGGGAGGAGACACAACAACAGAGAGACGAAAUCCAACGCCUGAAGAUACAGACGCACCAGCAGCAGCAGCAGAUUGACAGGCUGACGACAGAAAAACAUGAGCAACACUCACUGAUACAGAGACUGAAGCUGGAGAUCCAGAAGACCACCGAAGAGCUCCAAGAACACAAAUGUGUGGCCAAUCAAGAAAAAACACAAGCUUCAAGAAUUCAGGCGGAAAUACAGGGAGAGAGGGAGAGACGAGACCGAGUUCUUCAUCCCACCACCAGCGAGAGGCGCCGGUUAGAGACGGUCCGGUAUGAGACGGGAACAUCCCGGACGAGGCAGACCGAGAGGCGGCAGGCGGAGACGGACCGGCUGCUCUCUGCAGGUCUCAUCCUGAUGGGUCGAAACAAAAACGUCAUGCUUCAAAUCAAGAACAUGAAUGAACUGACAGAAACAACGAUAGUCAACCUGCAGCGAGAAAUAAAGAGGAAUCAAAGAGAUAUUUUGCAGCACAGAGAUCUCAUCCGGCGCAUGAAAGAAACCCUGAACCUGAAGCUACGAAGCGCCGAGCAGAGGCGGGAGAAUGCUUCUGAAGAUGAGAGUCAGGAAGCCGCAGAGAUCCGCAGGAGACAGGCAGAAGAGAAAGCUUCAGCUACAGUCAACAACGUGAAGCUGAAACUCAGGAGACUGCAGGAAGAGAUGGAGACACUGUGGGACGUCCUGGACGACACAGAGCAGAAGAAGUUAGAGGACGUCCAAUCUGAAAGAGCUGCAAUAGAAAGAAUGAGAAUCCACCUCCAGACUGAGAAAGACGAGCUGGAGAGAGACAGGCGGCAGGCCGAGGACCAGCUGGAAGACGCCAAGAGGAAGAUCAGAGACAUGGAGGUGAUCAGCAGUGAGAUUGAAAUGAAGAAAAAAGAACUGAACAAAAUGAUUCGAAAGAGCCAGAGGAAAAGGCAAGAGACUGGAAAGAUGAACAAACACACCGGACGAGGACAGCAGACAGAGAGAUGGACAGAGAGCAGCCCGGAGGACACGUUCCAGGACGUCCACGACGGAGGAGAAGAGCAGAGCGAAGCGAUGAGAAGAAAGAGGGCAGAGCCGAGGGAAGAGAAGAGCCGGGAAUCAGAGGUGGAGAAGAGGAGCUCAGAAGCAGAGCUGCAGCAGGUGGAGCGCCGGCUGGACGACACCAUGACCUCCAUCCAGACCCUGGCCCACAUGAAGAGCAGCGUGGAGCGAGCCGCCGCCGAGAUCCGCUGGACCCAGGACGGAACGCUGAGAACCCGGGAGAACGUGGCCACCAACAGGGAGCACAUCAGGAAGUGCAAGGACAAGCUGGUUUCCAUCAAAACAUGGGUCAAACAAUGGAGGCUGACAGAGACUGGAUUCAAAAAUACUUUUUCACCAAGUACAUCCAAAGAGAUGGAAACACAUCAAGAGUCUUCUGAGAGUCACGCUCUGGAAGGUCCACCGACUGCUGGCCAUCAAACAGAGGUCAUGAUGAACGCCAGCGAGACAGAAGAAGUGCAACGGCAGAUAUCCAAACUCAAGGAGCAGGAGGAGAAGAUGAAACAUCAAAUACAGUACGCUAUGAAGAACAUGCAGGAAAAACAUCACGAGAUCAAAAUGUUCAUCACAGAAAUCAAUCACCUGCAGAGUCAGACGCCGAUCCGUGAAAUCCCAGUGUGGGUAACUGAAAAUGUGGCAGAAGCAGGGACCGAGCAGGACAAGGAGAAACCACUACGGCCAAGCGAAGAGUCCUCAAAGACAGAGGUGGACGGAGGGACACCAAGCACUGACAUGCAAAGAGUGAUGGAGGAGGUUCACACCACGCAGCAAAUCAUUAAAUCACUCAACCUGGAACUAGAGAAUGAAGCUGGAGUCAGCUUCUCUGGUGCAGAGCGACAGAAAGAUGAUGGGGAAAUACAAGGAUUUCUACACGACAUGAAGCACUUCCAGGAGCUGCUGAGGGGGGUGCAGCUCUCUUUACAAGAAGAGUCCAAAAACAUGAAAUCCAACAGAACUGCUGAGAGAAGAAAGGAAAGAAAACUAGAUCGGAGGUUAGAAAGAACUUUGAGAGAAAGAGACGAAUUAGAAAUCCUUAGAAUGAAAACACAAGCACAGAUUCAGGAUGUUCAAGAAAAAUUUGAAAAAAUGGCAAGAUUCAAAAGCACAAUGGAGAAAAUGACGGCAAAGAUAGGGAAAAUGAGCGAAGACAUGCAUUUCAGUGUGAAGGAGAGCGAAAUGAGACUGAACCAGCUGGAGGACAUCGCACGUUUAGUCACAAUCACAAAACACAAGAUGGAGAAGAGCUCGGACGUCCUAAAGAUGGAGAGGAGAGCUGAGCUGAGCCAAUACCAGAGCCGAGGAGAGAGCCACCAAGGGGCAACCACAAGGACAGACCACGAAACCACCACUCUGGGACUUCAACCUGGUUUCAAAUCUCCCAAGGAGGUCAAACCGACCGCGCAACGUGAGGACCAGACAAACCAAGACAGCCAGCAAAUCCCCCAGCCAGCGGGUGAAAAGGACCAACUACUGUCAGAAGACAGGGUGAAAGAGCUGGUGAAGACUGACAGCUCAACAGACACGAGACUGCUGAUUUCAGAAGCAGAGAAGCAGCAGCUGAGCCUUCUGAAGGAGGAUAUCGAAAGACAGCAGCUAGAGCUGAACAACACAAUGCAAAUACACAAAAGACAAAUGAAAGAAAUUGAGCUGCUGAACUCUGAGAUGGAGAGAAAGAGGAAAGACGGUGAGCAGAUUUUCAGAAAAAGCAUGAGGAAGAAAGCUGAGUGUGAAGAAAUGCUACAUGAAAUACAGCAGGAGAAGAAAACACUGAGAAAGGAAACCAGGAAAAGAAAAAGACAACUGGAGCAAAGACUGGCGAAAACUAUGAGGGAGAGGGAUGAGUUAGAGGUGCUGAGAAUAAAACUGAAGCGAGAACGAGAGGAGCUGGCUGUGGAGAAGAAACAAAUCAAAGAAUGGAAGAUUCGAACGGAACAACAGCAUCCAGAAACACAACCUGUGGAACGCUUCGGCAAGGAAGAUGAUGUGUUCCUGCACAGGUCGAAAAUCAAUGAUUCCAUCAUUUACCUUCAAAACAUCGAAGAGGAAAUACACGGGCAUUUAGAAACCAUGAGGAAGGAAGUGACUGUAUUUGAAAAUGUGAAUGUUUCUUUAGGGAGACAAAGAGAAGGUCUCAAAGCAAUGGCAACUGAAAAGACUGAAGUAAAGAACAAACUGAGCAAGACUGUGUCUGCUCUAAAGCAGUGGAAAGGAGAAAUACGACAGCAACAACAGGAGCUGCAGUCCACAUCACAAAGAGCUGAUCAGGAAAGGAGAAUGGUGGAGGUGAUGAAAUCUGAGCUGGAGCAAAAGAGAAGGGAAAAUAAAAUGAUAAUUCGAAUAAGCCUUAAAAAUGAGAGAGCAGUGAAAAAGACCUGGAAUGCUGUUCAACAGGAAAAACGUGCAUUCAGGAGGAAAAUACAGAAAAAGAUGAAAGAGGUCGAUCAGCGGCUCGAGAAGAUCAUGAAAGAAAGAGAUGAACUAGAGAUAAUGUUUCUGAAGCUGCAGAGAGAAAAGGAUGGAGAUCAAAUGGGCUCAUGGAACAUGCAAGAUGUACAAGGAAGACAAGGAGGGGCUGCUGGAGGGAAGACCGAGGCAACCGCAAAGAGAGAAUUACAGCAAAACAAUGGGAAGGACAACAUGGAAGGACAUCAAGCAGAGACAUUGGAACCCAAAUAUAAUCAAGAAAAAAGAAAACAUGACCGAGAAAGUCAAAGUGACAAAGAACUAUAUACUCAUAAAGGGAGCCUCUGGGAAGAUUUGGCAAAUGUCUCCUCAAGGAUUUUGACCGAAGGAGACGAUGCAACCAGUCAAAGGACACAACAGGUUGACUUGGAAAAGCAAGAUCUAGAGAUGCAAAGAGAACAGCUUGAACAAGACAAACUAAAUCUGGAUCAAAUGGCUGACAGGAUGAAGAAAGACAAACAGGACAUGGAGGUACUGAUGGAUGACAUCCACAAGCAAACUGUCUUGAUGGAACAAGAAAAAGAAGAGAUCAAAGAGGAAAAGGACCAGAUGGAAAAGACAAGAAGUGAGCUCCAAACAAAGACAGAACAUGUCAACAGUUUGUUGGAUGAGAUCAACAGGGAGAAAGCUACCCUCAAGGAGCUGUCCCUCCAGGUUCAAUCAGAACGACAAAGACUUGAUGCUGUGGUGAAGGAGAUUUUCUUGAAAGAAAAAGCGCUGGAUGAUCAGCUCAGGGAGGCCAGCAGACAGACCCAAGAGCUGCAAACCAUGAAGAACAAGGUGCUUGCAGAAAGAGAUGAACUCCAAACUCUGAGGAACAAUGUUGCCUGGAAGAACCAAGAGGCGGAAGCUGCCCAGAAAGCCAUCAAUGAAGAGAAAGAAGAGCUGAGCCAGAAGAAAUCUGACAUUGAUCAAGAAAUACAAAAGCUUCUGAAUGACAGAGACCAACUGGAAGAACAAGGAGCUGAGCUCCAGAGGAGAGAGAAUCAAGUCAGGAAUGAAAUGCAGUCAGUCCAGACGAUGAUAUUGACACUACAGCGUCUGGGCAAGAAGACAUUGGAGGAUGUGAAGAAGAAAAUGGACAAUUUGAACCAGGACAUGGACAAAACUUUACGUUUGCAGAAUGAAUUGGAACAACAGAUCGCAGAUGCUGAUGGCAAGAAAAUACUUGUGGAGAACUACAAUGAAAUCAUAAAGAGCCUCUGGGAAGAUUUGGCAAAUGUCUCCUCAAGGAUUUUGACCGAAGGAGACGAUGCAACCAGUCAAAGGACACAACAGGUUGACUUGGAAAAGCAAGAUCUAGAGAUGCAAAGAGUACAGCUUGAACAAGACAGACUAAAUCUGGAUCAAAUGGCUGACAGGAUGAAGAAAGACAAACAGGACAUGGAGGUACUGAUGGAUGACAUCCACAAGCAAACUGUCUUGAUGGAACAAGAGAAAGAAGAGAUCAAAGAUCAAAAGGACCAGAUGGAAAAGACAAGAAGUGAGCUCCAAACAAAGACAGAACAUGUCAACAGUUUGUUGGAUGAGAUCAACAGGGAGAAAGCUACCCUCAAGGAGCUGUCCCUCCAGGUUCAAUCAGAACGACAAAGACUUGAUGCUGUGGUGAAGGAGAUUUUCUUGAAAGAAAAAGCGCUGGAUGAUCAGCUCAGGGAGGCCAGCAGACAGACCCAAGAGCUGCAAACCAUGAAGAACAAGGUGCUUGCAGAAAGAGAUGAACUCCAAACUCUGAGGAACAAUGUUGCCUGGAAGAACCAAGAGGCGGAAGCUGCCCAGAAAGCCAUCAAUGAAGAGAAAGAAGAGCUGAGCCAGAAGAAAUCUGACAUUGAUCAAGAAAUACAAAAGCUUCUGAAUGACAGAGACCAACUGGAAGAACAAGGAGCUGAGCUCCAGAGGAGAGAGAAUCAAGUCAGGAAUGAAAUGCAGUCAGUCCAGACGAUGAUAUUGACACUUCAGCGUCUGGGCAAGAAGACAUUGGAGGAUGUGAAGAAGAAAAUGGACAAUUUGAACCAGGACAUGGACAAAACUUUACGUUUGCAGAAUGAAUUGGAACAACAGAUUGCAGAUGCUGAUGGCAAGAAAAUACUUGUGGAGAACUACAAUGAAAUCAUAAAGAGCCUCUGGGAAGAUUUGGCAAAUGUCUCCUCAAGGAUUUUGACCGAAGGAGACGAUGCAACCAGUCAAAGGACACAACAGGUUGACUUGGAAAAGCAAGAUCUAGAGAUGCAAAGAGUACAGCUUGAACAAGACAGACUAAAUCUGGAUCAAAUGGCUGACAGGAUGAAGAAAGACAAACAGGACAUGGAGGUACUGAUGGAUGACAUCCACAAGCAAACUGUCUUGAUGGAACAAGAAAAAGAAGAGAUCAAAGAGGAAAAGGACCAGAUGGAAAAGACAAGAAGUGAGCUCCAAACAAAGACAGAACAUGUCAACAGUUUGUUGGAUGAGAUCAACAGGGAGAAAGCUACCCUCAAGGAGCUGUCCCUCCAGGUUCAAUCAGAACGACAAAGACUUGAUGCUGUGGUGAAGGAGAUUUUCUUGAAAGAAAAAGCGCUGGAUGAUCAGCUCAGGGAGGCCAGCAGACAGACCCAAGAGCUGCAAACCAUGAAGAACAAGGUGCUUGCAGAAAGAGAUGAACUCCAAACUCUGAGGAACAAUGUUGCCUGGAAGAACCAAGAGGCGGAAGCUGCCCAGAAAGCCAUCAAUGAAGAGAAAGAAGAGCUGAGCCAGAAGAAAUCUGACAUUGAUCAAGAAAUACAAAAGCUUCUGAAUGACAGAGACCAACUGGAAGAACAAGGAGCUGAGCUCCAGAGGAGAGAGAAUCAAGUCAGGAAUGAAAUGCAGUCAGUCCAGACGAUGAUAUUGACACUUCAGCGUCUGGGCAAGAAGACAUUGGAGGAUGUGAAGAAGAAAAUGGACAAUUUGAACCAGGACAUGGACAAAACUUUAUGUUUGCAGAAUGAAUUGGAACAACAGAUCGCAGAUGCUGAUGGCAAGAAAAUACUUGUGGAGAACUACAAUGAAAUCAUAAAGAGCCUCUGGGAAGAUUUGGCAAAUGUCUCCUCAAGGAUUUUGACCGAAGGAGACGAUGCAACCAGUCAAAGGACACAACAGGUUGACUUGGAAAAGCAAGAUCUAGAGAUGCAAAGAGUACAGCUUGAACAAGACAGACUAAAUCUGGAUCAAAUGGCUGACAGGAUGAAGAAAGACAAACAGGACAUGGAGGUACUGAUGGAUGACAUCCACAAGCAAACUGUCUUGAUGGAACAAGAGAAAGAAGAGAUCAAAGAGGAAAAGGACCAGAUGGAAAAGACAAGAAGUGAGCUCCAAACAAAGACAGAACAUGUCAACAGUUUGUUGGAUGAGAUCAACAGGGAGAAAGCUACCCUCAAGGAGCUGUCCCUCCAGGUUCAAUCAGAACGACAAAGACUUGAUGCUGUGGUGAAGGAGAUUUUCUUGAAAGAAAAAGCGCUGGAUGAUCAGCUCAGGGAGGCCAGCAGACAGACCCAAGAGCUGCAAACCAUGAAGAACAAGGUGCUUGCAGAAAGAGAUGAACUCCAAACUCUGAGGAACAAUGUUGCCUGGAAGAACCAAGAGGCGGAAGCUGCCCAGAAAGCCAUCAAUGAAGAGAAAGAAGAGCUGAGCCAGAAGAAAUCUGACAUUGAUCAAGAAAUACAAAAGCUUCUGAAUGACAGAGACCAACUGGAAGAACAAGGAGCUGAGCUCCAGAGGAGAGAGAAUCAAGUCAGGAAUGAAAUGCAGUCAGUCCAGACGAUGAUAUUGACACUACAGCGUCUGGGCAAGAAGACAUUGGAGGAUGUGAAGAAGAAAAUGGACAAUUUGAACCAGGACAUGGACAAAACUUUACGUUUGCAGAAUGAAUUGGAACAACAGAUUGCAGAUGCUGAUGGCAAGAAAAUACUUGUGGAGAACUACAAUGAAAUCAUAAAGAGCCUCUGGGAAGAUUUGGCAAAUGUCUCCUCAAGGAUUUUGACCGAAGGAGACGAUGCAACCAGUCAAAGGACACAACAGGUUGACUUGGAAAAGCAAGAUCUAGAGAUGCAAAGAGUACAGCUUGAACAAGACAGACUAAAUCUGGAUCAAAUGGCUGACAGGAUGAAGAAAGACAAACAGGACAUGGAGGUACUGAUGGAUGACAUCCACAAGCAAACUGUCUUGAUGGAACAAGAGAAAGAAGAGAUCAAAGAGGAAAAGGACCAGAUGGAAAAGACAAGAAGUGAGCUCCAAACAAAGACAGAACAUGUCAACAGUUUGUUGGAUGAGAUCAACAGGGAGAAAGCUACCCUCAAGGAGCUGUCCCUCCAGGUUCAAUCAGAACGACAAAGACUUGAUGCUGUGGUGAAGGAGAUUUUCUUGAAAGAAAAAGCGCUGGAUGAUCAGCUCAGGGAGGCCAGCAGACAGACCCAAGAGCUGCAAACCAUGAAGAACAAGGUGCUUGCAGAAAGAGAUGAACUCCAAACUCUGAGGAACAAUGUUGCCUGGAAGAACCAAGAGGCGGAAGCUGCCCAGAAAGCCAUCAAUGAAGAGAAAGAAGAGCUGAGCCAGAAGAAAUCUGACAUUGAUCAAGAAAUACAAAAGCUUCUGAAUGACAGAGACCAACUGGAAGAACAAGGAGCUGAGCUCCAGAGGAGAGAGAAUCAAGUCAGGAAUGAAAUGCAGUCAGUCCAGACGAUGAUAUUGACACUUACAGCGUCUGGGCAAGAAGACAUUGGAGGAUGUGAAGAAGAAAAUGGACAAUUUGAACCAGGACAUGGACAAAACUUUACGUUUGCAGAAUGAAUUGGAACAACAGAUCGCAGAUGCUGAUGGCAAGAAAAUACUUGUGGAGAACUACAAUGCAAUCAUAAAGAGCCUCUGGGAAGAUUUGGCAAAUGUCUCCUCAAGGAUUUUGACCGAAGGAGACGAUGCAACCAGUCAAAGGACACGACAGGUUGACUUGGAAAAGCAAGAUCUAGAGAUGCAAAGAGUACAGCUUGAACAAGACAGACUAAAUCUGGAUCAAAUGGCUGACAGGAUGAAGAAAGACAAACAGGACAUGGAGGUACUGAUGGAUGACAUCCACAAGCAAACUGUCUUGAUGGAACAAGAAAAAGAAGAGAUCAAAGAGGAA
This is a messenger RNA of Salarias fasciatus (jewelled blenny), 8942 nucleotides long. RefSeq names its product trichohyalin-like. The transcript has 3 exons. Lineage: Eukaryota; Metazoa; Chordata; Actinopteri; Blenniiformes; Blenniidae. The record is from RefSeq and is a predicted model, not a curated record. Bases 194 to 8611 code for a protein of 2805 amino acids. Gene Ontology annotation, biological process: regulation of apoptotic process.